Molecule: messenger RNA, 1152 nt
Organism: Penicillium egyptiacum
Lineage: Eukaryota; Fungi; Ascomycota; Eurotiomycetes; Eurotiales; Aspergillaceae
Source: the annotation of a GenBank genome assembly
AUGGCUCCCGAAUACAUUAGGAUUUUUACCAACUUUGCACCCGUGAUAUUUGAAUCCAUCAUCACAAUCGCUUCCCAACAAAUCCGCGCCUUACACCAUCGGCUCACCUACCACGCCUCUUCAGAUGCCCGCAAUGUGGUAGUGAUUGGAGGGUCUUUCGCCGGCCUCCAGCUAGCCAAACGGCUUUCCCAAACGUUGCCUUCUGGUUUCCGCGUAGUUGUCGUGGAAAGGAACUCGCAUUUCAAUUUCGCAUUCAAUUUCCCCCGCUACUCAGUUGUAGGGGAGGAGAGAAUGGCGUUCAUACCCUACAACGAUGUCUUCCGGGGAACACCCGAGGGCAGUUGGGUCUUACUUAGGGACACGGUAACUCAUGUUACUGAUGGAGAGCUCUUGCUACAGUCUGGACAGAAGCUGCCAUUUGAUUACUUGGCCAUUGCUACUGGCUUACAGCAACCCUUGCCAGCGAAGACGUUAUCACCCCAUAAAGAUGAGGCUUGUGCGGACCUAAGGAGCCUAAGGAUGAAGAUUCAACGGGCGGUAAGGAUAACAAUCGUUGGAGGUGGAGCUGUAGGAGUGCAACUAGCGGCCGACAUCAAAAGCGCCUUUCCUGCCAAGGAGGUUGCACUGAUACAUUCGAGGGAAAGGGUAUUGAAUAGUUUUGGAAAAAGGUUGAGCAAUUUCGUGGAGGCGAAAUUGGACGAGAUGGGCAUCAAAGUCAUGCUGAAAGAGAGACCACAUAUGCAGUCAAUGCAUAUAGGAGCUGGAGCCGUAUACGGCGGCAUUCAAAAUGGCGUGGCUUUAGUCUUCCAGGAUGGUAGCGAAAAAGAGUUCGAUCUGGUUAUUCCAUGUGUUGGCGCAACGCCGAAUACGAAAUUCCUCUCCUCUUUCGUCCCAUCCAACUUCUCAAGGACAACAGGGCGCAUACUGGUCCGACGAACUCUGCAGCUCGCGGAUGACGCUCACCUGAACAUUUUUGCUCUCGGCGAUGUCGCCGAGACUGAAGGUCCAAAGAUGGGGAGAACCGCAAUGGCACAGGCUGAGCUUGUGUGUAAGAAUAUCUUGGCAUUGAUCAAAGGGACCAAGCUGCGCCCGUACGAACCUAAGGCGAUUGACGGCAUGUUGAACUUAACCUUAGGCCUGGUGGGUUUCUAA